This is a messenger RNA of Anopheles funestus (African malaria mosquito), 1694 nucleotides long. RefSeq names its product stress-associated endoplasmic reticulum protein 2. The record is from RefSeq and is a predicted model, not a curated record. Gene Ontology annotation, cellular component: endoplasmic reticulum. Lineage: Eukaryota; Metazoa; Arthropoda; Insecta; Diptera; Culicidae. Gene Ontology annotation, biological process: endoplasmic reticulum unfolded protein response. The coding region runs from base 313 to 507 and encodes 64 amino acids. The transcript is spliced from 3 exons.
CAAAGUAACCCACUUUCGCUCGUUCGACUGGAUUGCCAUUCUCUUUCCAAACAUUCAAUUACUACGCACAACGUAAUCAGACCACCGUCGCUUCUAGCGUAUAGUGUGAAAAAUUGAUUGAAAACGUGUACACGAGCGCCACGUCGAAUCUGUUUUCCCCAUAACAGGAAAGCAAAUAAGCAAUAGACGACGGGUGUACUACGUGAAACAAUCCAUAGCCUACUGCUGUUAGUAAAGCGCCUCAGCAACGCACAAAACAUUUCCCAGAUUUAGUGUUCACAGCCGAUAACACCUCACCAGCAAAACAGAAAGAUGGCCCCACAGCAGCGAAUCCGCAUUGCCAACGAGAAGGCAAGCAAGAACAUCACGAUGCGUGGCAACGUGCCCAAAUCGUCAAAGAACACCGAGGAAAAGUAUCCGGUUGGACCGUGGCUGUUGGCCCUGUUCAUCUUCGUGGUGUGCGGUUCGGCGAUAUUCCAGAUCAUUCAGUCGAUUCGUAUAGCAUAAGCCGGGCGAUCGAUCCCGCUACCGAUCGAUUUGCCAGCCAACUUCUUGAUUACAAAGAAACCGUUCGUUCUCUUUUCGCGUUUUCCCUAUUUUUUACGGAGAGACGUGAUUUUUUUUUUGCUUUUUCUGUACACUCGUUUGUUUUCCAUUCCCACUUUUAUGAGCCCCCCGCCGAAUGGGACCGGAUCGGCUGAAGUGUUAAUGUAUUGUUUUAGUUAACGUGUCUCCAAAGCGAUGCGCUGCCACGGAAACCGUUCCCAACAUUGCUUGGUAUAAAUUUUUUGUUGUACAUUGUCUCUGUCUCUGUUUGUAAAAUAUUGUGAUGUGACUUUAUGUUGGAAGGCUCUUCCAUGCACUGACUGAUACUGUUUGUUUUUUGUUUGGAUGACUUUGACCCCGUGCACUAUGCGUUCGCGUAAGAUGCAAAACAUGUCUUGCUAGCAUUAUAUUUGGUUGCUAGUGGUACAUGGUACAUUGAAUCAAAGUUUUCCUCCCUUUCCAUCUAUGCUUGUCCAAAUCUGCCUAUGAAACGGAAGGUGGAAUGCAGUGCUAACUGAAGCAGAGAAAGCAUUCGGUCGAAGAAAAACAAAACAAGAUCUUUCAAACACAUUUCGCACAAUUCCACGCCCUGGAUAUACUGUCCGGCGCCGAUAGAUUAAACGAUGAUGCAGUUGAUUACUCCAGAACCUUCUGCAUACGCAAGUGUAGGCAGAAAGCAGGUGAAACGCGCCCGAUUGUGGGGAGUAUGUAAACAAAACAAAAAAGCGGCGCAAAAGCCUUGCCACAUCACAUGCGCUAACCUAGCCUUAGAGAAUCGAACCGAGUGAACCGACAUUGCAUCGAAGCCUACGAUAUAUGACCGGCAGGAGGAGGAGGAGGAGGAGAAGCAUGCAAGCAGAAGAUAAUUCCCGAAUCUAAAAAGACCAACAUAUUGCUUUCUAGACCAAGGUCGAAACGUGUGCCGCGUGCGAAGUAAAUAGCAUGUGGAUAAGCAUAACUAAACAAAAAACAAUACGAAUCGCGUAAAAAUAAAUACCCUCACACAAUACACUCAGAAAACUCCUUUUUCGUAUACUUUCGAUGCGAAACCGGUCGCAAGAACAUUGAAGUAUAUACAUUAAGCAGUGAAGCACUCAAACUGACAAAACUAAUUUGGUGAAAAUUAUAUAUUAUCAAUGUGAAAACUA